GCCCCGAUAAACGUGGGCACAUCAUUGAACAUAACAUAAGAGUUGUAUAAUUUUAUGAUCUCUCUAAAGCCACCUGAAGCAAUUUGCUUACUGAUCUCUUUUAGCCUUCUAAAUUCCAAUAGGGGUUCUGGGAACCCUCCUUAUGGAUUAGAAGGUUCAUCGGUUAUGAAAAUCCAAAAAACCCUGUGAGUAAACGCCCCAAUGACCCACCGAAGAAUAUGUUGAGCCAUCUCUCUCGGACUUUCUUCCGUCACAAUUGUCGUUCCCGGCAACAACAAUGUCGCCGUUACAAGCCUCCGAAGUCACCACCGCCUCCUCCACCACCACCAAUGUUACCAAAACCGCCGAAGAAGCCUCAGAGUUUCACCUUCCACGACGCGACGUGGGAGGAUCCUUACAGUUGGAUGUCUAAGCUGGAAGAUAAAGUGGCGAUGCGGCAUAUGGAUAUCUAUAUGGAGCAAGAAGAGAAGUAUACUGAAGCAGUUUUGGCUGAUACUGAUAGGAUUCAGACCAAGCUUCAGUCUGAAAUGGCUUCUCGUUUGUCCUUUGACCUCUCCACGCCUCCUCUUCGUUGGGGACCUUGGUUGUAUUAUAGACGUGUUGAAGAAGGGAAGCAGUAUCCAGUACUGUGUAGGAGGCUAGCGAGCUUGCACGAGGAGUUCAUUUCUCAUAAGUCCCCUGCUGCAGGGUUUGAUUUUACAUCUGGCAAGAGGAUUGAGCAGAAGCUGCUUGAUUACAAUCUGGAAGCUGAAAGAUUUGGAGGUUAUGCUUAUGAAGAGAUGUCAGAGAUAUCCCCUGACCACAAAUUUCUUGCAUACACUAUGUAUGAUAAGGACAACGACUACUUCAAGUUGUGUGUGAGAAACUUAAAUUCUGGAGCUUUAUGUAGUAAGCCUCACGCAGAUCGUGUCUCCAACAUAGCGUGGGCAAAGAACGGACAGGCUUUGCUCUAUGUCGUGACUGAUCAGAAAAAACGGCCACUCAGGCUAUAUUGUAGUACGAUCGGAUCAACGGAUGAAGAUGUUUUGCUUCAUGAAGAACUUGAGGGAAAUGUUCAUGUUAACAUUAGCAAUACAAAAGAUUUCCAAUUUGUGACUGUAAAUACAUUCUCUCCUACAUUUUCAAAGGUCUUUCUGAUCAAUGCAGCUGACCGAUUUUCUGGUUUGGCAUUGGUUUGGGAACACAAUGCUCCAGCACACUGCAUAAUCGAGCAUCACCAGGGAUUCCUCUAUUUAUUUACAGAUGCUUCCAAGGAUGGUGGGACACUCGACCAUCAUUAUCUUCUUCGAAGCCCUGUUCACUUUUCUUCCAGUCAAAGGCUCUGGGAGAAAGUUUUUGUUGACAACCCUGAACAGAUCAUAGAGGAUGUUGAUUUCUGCAAAACACAUCUAUCCCUCAUUGUGAAGGAAAUGCAGAGCUUAAAAAUUUGUGUGGUUGAUCUACCCCUCAAGACAGAGCGGGUACCAGUUCAUCUGAGAGAUAUUAAACCUCGUUAUCUUCCUCUACCUAAGCAUGUUUCUCAAAUAUUUCCUGGCACAAACUACGACUUCAAUUCUCCAACAAUGCGGUUCACCAUAUCUUCUCUUGUGAUGCCUGAUGCAGUGGUUGAUUACGAUCUAUUAAAUGGGAAAUGGAAUAUUGUACAGCAGCAAAAUAUGCUUCACGAAAGAACACGGGUUUUAUAUGGCACUGCAAACUCCACCGAGAGCCCUAAUAUACCUUCAGGCACCAGAAUUGUCAGUUUUGAUAAUGAGGAUACUACUGCUGAGAAUGACAACUUGUGGAAUGACUUAACCGAGUUUUACACAUGUGAUUACCAUGAAGUCUCUUCUCAUGAUGGAGCCAUGGUUCCAUUAACCAUUGUUUACUCAAGAGCUCAGAAAGAGGAGAACCGAAAACCUGGUUUGCUUCAUGUACAUGGUGCUUAUGGUGAAAUGCUUGAUAAGAGAUGGCGUAGUGAACUUAAAAGCCUCCUUGAUCGUGGCUGGGUACUUGCAUAUGCAGACGUUAGAGGUGGAGGAGGGAAAGGAAAGAAGUGGCAUCAAGACGGAAGAGGCGUGAAGAAACUUAACUCCAUAAAAGAUUACAUUCAAUGUGCCAAGUUUCUUGUUGAGAACAAUAUAGUAGAUGAUAACAAGCUUGCUGGUUGGGGAUACAGUGCGGGAGGACUCGUUGUUGCUUCAGCUAUCAAUCAAUGCCCUGAUCUCUUCCAAGCUGCGGUUCUAAAGGUACUCAGCAAACUGCGGGUUCAUAAAAAAACACGGGUUUUAUAUGGCACUGCAAACUCCACCGAGAGCCCUAAUAUACCUUCAGGCACCAGAAUUGUCAGUUUUGAUAAUGAGGAUACUACUGCUGAGAAUGACAACUUGUGGAAUGACUUAACCGAGUUUUACACAUGUGAUUACCAUGAAGUCUCUUCUCAUGAUGGAGCCAUGGUUCCAUUAACCAUUGUUUACUCAAGAGCUCAGAAAGAGGAGAACCGAAAACCUGGUUUGCUUCAUGUACAUGGUGCUUAUGGUGAAAUGCUUGAUAAGAGAUGGCGUAGUGAACUUAAAAGCCUCCUUGAUCGUGGCUGGGUACUUGCAUAUGCAGACGUUAGAGGUGGAGGAGGGAAAGGAAAGAAGUGGCAUCAAGACGGAAGAGGCGUGAAGAAACUUAACUCCAUAAAAGAUUACAUUCAAUGUGCCAAGUUUCUUGUUGAGAACAAUAUAGUAGAUGAUAACAAGCUUGCUGGUUGGGGAUACAGUGCGGGAGGACUCGUUGUUGCUUCAGCUAUCAAUCAAUGCCCUGAUCUCUUCCAAGCUGCGGUUCUAAAGUCAUACUCUAAUCUAUCCAAUACUACCCUGAUACGUGAAUAUUCACCUUAUGACAACAUUCCUAAGGAUGUUCUCUAUCCUGCAGUUUUAGUCACUUCCUCAUUCAAUACUCGAUUUGGUGUAUGGGAAGCUGUGAAAUGGGUUGCAAGAGUUCGUGACACUACCUUCCAUGACCCGAAACGCCCAGUCUUACUUAACUUGACGACUGACAUUGUCGAAGAAAACCGGUUCUUGCAGACUAAGGAAUCAGCGUUAGAGAUUGCAUUUCUCAUAAAGAUGAUGGAAUCUUGAAGAUAAAUUAUCAAUUUCAGAUAUAGGACAGCUUGUAAAAGCUAGAGAUCAGCUUUAGAUAUUUUCUCUAGUUCUGAAAUUUGGAUAUGAAUCAAUGAAUUGUGUGACGCAAAGAUAGAAGACAGGUGAACAGUACAAUAUGCAGACAUCUGUAAUCGUGUCUAAGAUCAUCUCUGCUCAAAUAACUUCCCAAAAUCAUACAAGAGAAUGUUCUCAGAUAAUAACAGAUAAGUACAGUAAAGGAAGUGUAUGAAAAAAAUUGUAUCCA
Messenger RNA from Camelina sativa (false flax), 3375 nucleotides. NCBI's taxonomy places the organism in Eukaryota, Viridiplantae, Streptophyta, Magnoliopsida, Brassicales, Brassicaceae. The record is from RefSeq and is a predicted model, not a curated record.